Fundulus heteroclitus (mummichog) is the source of this 5960-nucleotide messenger RNA. RefSeq names its product ubiquitin specific peptidase 19 (gene usp19). The record is from RefSeq and is a predicted model, not a curated record. The transcript is spliced from 26 exons. Gene Ontology annotation, biological process: protein deubiquitination. Gene Ontology annotation, molecular function: cysteine-type deubiquitinase activity. The coding region runs from base 515 to 5242 and encodes 1575 amino acids. NCBI's taxonomy places the organism in Eukaryota, Metazoa, Chordata, Actinopteri, Cyprinodontiformes, Fundulidae.
GGAAGUAGCGCAGCCCAGCAGUCAUUUCAGGUCUGGUUGGGCAUCCGUGUAUUUUGUUCCCCGCAAACUAGGGUCUAUCCGCAGAAGCCAACGACACCGACGAGACUAAACUCGCUUCCGCGCAUUGCGUUCCGCUUUAGUAUCGGACUUGUUGUGUUUUGUUGGACAGAAAUGGGCCCUGGCUAAAUGUAGAACAUUCCAGAAGCACCGGAGACUGCGGGGGUUUCGAAUCCGGCCAGAAGGAGCGCAGCAGCCCGAGGCCGUGAAGGAGCUUAGCAGCAGCCGGGGAGAGUCCGCAAAGGAGUCGCCCGCUAUUGUGUCUUCGGGCGGAAUUACAACCAGUUCAGAGGUUCCCAUUCCGUGUCCAGCACCCUGAUUCUGUUCUGGGAGAGUUCAGACCAGUAUCAUCGCCAAGAUAGCCGGGCCAGGCAGGAAGAGGCACACCUCAGAUCCAGACCCCAGCAGCGGUAGUGAUUCUGGCGACGGGCGGCCUGUUAGCGCUAAGUGCCUGAAGAUGGCCAGCAGUGGAGGCGGCGGAGUUGCUGGUAGUGAGGCGGUGGGGCGUCGCAGUGGGCAUCAGCAAAGAGGCGGCAGCGGGAGGGAAAAUGGCUCAGAGCAGACUGCCAGCACCAGUAAGAAGAAACAAAAGGACAAGGCCAACCAGGAGAGCAGAGAGGCCAAGAGGGCUGCAGCAGCAGCCAGUGCAGCAGUGGAUGGGGUCCUAGCAGAAGUCAAGAAAGAUGUGUUUGUGGACUGGAAGCAGAACGUCAAUGAAGUGACUGUCAGACUGCGCUGUGGCGAGGGCGUACAGAAGAUGGAGGACAUCAACACCAUUUUUACGGACACACACUGCAAUGUGUCCUUCCCAGAUGGACGGCAGUGGAACUGUCAGUUGCAGGAGGAAAUUGAGGCCUCGUGUAGUAAAGCACAGUACAAGGAAAAAGGUGGAUUUCUGCAUCUCAUUAUGCACAAGAAGAUUCCUUUUCACAUUUGGCCUUCCCUAAAGUCAAACAAGAAGGAAAAGGAUGUGGCCCGUCCAGGUACCACAAAUGACACAAAACCUACCAUGAAGUCAUCAGAAAAACCCAAAUUUUCUUCAGAACCCCCACAACUACAGCCCCGGCCUCCCAGAUCACCUGCACACAGUGAACAAAGUCGCAGCAGUGGCAAGGCUGAGCGGGCUUUUAAGCGCUGCUUCAAGAACAAACCGAGUGAUAAGGCCUCUGCAGAGUCCGAACAGGGGAAAAAGGGUUCUGACGACGGCUCGGGCAUCAGCAACAUGCCUGGGGCAGCCCCAACAGGCCAGCAGCCAUCUCAGGAACACAGUACCAUAGAUACUACUACACAGCUGUCCAAGACAAGCAAAGAAACAGACAGGGAGCCAGCCUCUGCGAAAUCUGCCACAGCAAACGGUAAAACCCCCACCCCCCACCCAAGCUCUGGGCGGGGCCCCCCUUCACACAGAAAGGAUGACAACCGAGAACAGAGGCUAGGAGGAACACUUGACUCUGGACAGCUCAGGGUGGCCCCUGCCGACAGAGCUGAGGUGGAUGAGAAGAGAAGCCAGUCAUCAGAUGUGUCUGAAACAACAGAACCUGUGACUGCCAGCCAGCCAGCAGCUCCUGAAAUCCCCAGUUGCUUCCUGAACCCAGCUAACCCCAACAAGAACCUGGAUUCCUCUCCCCAAAAGCUGAGAAACAGGACAGACUCUGAGCCGCAGGGAAAACCUGUUGAGCAUGAAUCACAGCGGGACACGGCGAUAUCCCAGCAGCUUGGUAUAACCGAGACUCUGCCAGUACUGGCUGCCGGCGUGGCUAGCAGGCAGAGCCAACCAGCAAGUCCAGCUCAGAAGCCGGGCAGCAGUGACGGAGAGGAGAAACGGGACCAGUCGAAGGAAGAGCCCACUCUGGAGAUGAUGCAACAGGAAGCCCCAGAGCCGAUGGUUAACCUGCAGUUGGUGAAAAAUGACUCGUACGAGAAGGGCACAGAUCUGAUGGUGGUUAACGUCUACAUGAAGGGAAUCUGCCGGGACACGGCCAGGGUCAUCUUCAGAGAGCAGGACUUCACCCUCCUCUUCCAGACGAGUGACGCAAACUUUCUACGGCUUCAUUCAGACUGUGGUCCAAACACGGUCUUCAAGUGGCAAGUUAAACUCAGGAAUCUGAUCCAGCCUGAGCUGUGCAGCUACUCCUUCACCCCAUCCCGUCUGGACAUCAUCCUGAAGAAGAGACACAGCCAGCGCUGGGGCGGUCUGGAGGCCCCGGCCACACAAGGUCUGCUGCCAGGUGCAGUGGGUGGUGCCAAGGUGGCUGUGCCCUCCAGCCCUGCAUGCAUGGACAAAAGCCAGCCAGGCAACAGUCAGCACAGCCUCCCUGCCAAGGAGGAGUCUCCAAGGGUUGGAGAGGAACCAACCAAGGCUCCUAAGGGCUCUCCUAGAGGAGUGGAGGACGGUGGUCUGGAUACUGUUGCUCCUCGCUCUGUCUCUGAGCAUGUUAACAUCACUAAGGCAGAGCCCACAGUCACCACGCCUCAGCCCAAGCCGACUUGCAUGGUGCAGCCCAUGACGCAUGCACCUCCUGCCGCUAACGAGCGCCACGAGGAAGAGGAAGAGAAGAAGGUGUGCCUGCCUGGUUUCACAGGAUUGGUUAACCUUGGCAACACCUGCUUCAUGAACAGUGUCAUUCAGUCCCUGUCCAACACCAGAGAACUCAGGGAUUACUUUCAUGACCGAGCAUUUGAAGCAGAAAUCAACUGCAGUAAUCCUCUGGGCACGGGAGGCAGACUGGCCAUUGGCUUUGCUGUUCUUCUUCGGGCUCUUUGGAAAGGGACUCAUCAUGCCUUCCAACCUUCAAAAUUAAAGGCGAUUGUGGCCAGUAAAGCCAGUCAGUUCACAGGUUACGCUCAGCAUGACGCACAGGAGUUCAUGGCAUUCCUUUUGGAUGGACUCCAUGAGGACUUGAACCGGAUCCAGAAUAAACCCUACACAGAGACGGUCGACUCUGAUGGACGACUUGAUGAGGUGGUGGCAGAGGAGGCAUGGCAGAGGCACAAGAUGAGAAAUGACUCGUUUAUCGUGGACCUUUUCCAAGGCCAAUUUAAAUCUAAGCUAGUUUGCCCCACGUGCUCUAAGGUCUCCAUCACCUUUGAUCCCUUCCUCUACCUCCCCGUCCCGUUGCCACAGAAACAAAAAGUUCUCUCCGUUUUCUACUUUGCUAAGGAGCCACACAAAAAACCAAUCAAGUUUUUGGUUAGUGUGAGCAAGGACAACUCCAGCACUGCAGAGGUCCUGGACUCCAUCUCCAGGAGUGUGAGGGUCAAAUCUGAGAACCUCAGACUGGCAGAGGUGGCGAAAAAUCGCUUUCAGCGGAUAUUCCUGCCAUCCCAUUCUCUAGACACAGUGUCUCCUUCUGACAUGUUGUUCUGCUUUGAGGUGCUUUCCAAAGAUCUAGCCAAAGAAAGAGUUGUAUUGCUUAGAGUUCAGCAGAAACUCCAGGUGCCCAACAUCCCCAUCUCAAAGUGCGCUGCCUGCCUAAAACCACCAGUUUCUGAAGAAGACAAGCUGAAGCGGUGUACUCGCUGCUAUCGAGUGGGCUACUGCAAUCAACACUGUCAAAGGACCCACUGGCCCAAUCACAAGAGUCUGUGUCGCCCAAACUCUGAGAACGUAGGCCUGCCCUUCCUUGUUAGUGUGCCAGAGUCUCGGCUCUCCUACGCUCGCCUCGCCCAGCUGCUAGAGGGCUACUCAAGGUUUUCUGUAAAUGUGUUCCAGCCCCCUUUCCAGUCAGGCAGAACAUCUCCUGAAUCAUGCCAGUCUCGGUUAGAUGUGCCACCAAUGGCGGUCGGAUGUCCUGAGGGUCUGGGAUCUGGGGAUGAGGCCAUAGGGGGCAGCAGUACUGUAGAAGCAGGCGAUGCGGACUUGGACAGCCCCUCUCUCCCCCCUGAGCUCCAGGGAGAAUAUGCUCGUGCGUCAGCGAUCCAUUCCGAGGCGUCAGAUUCCCUCUUAUCCUCCCAAACGUCUCUCUCCACCACACGGACUAAAGAUUCAGGAUUCUCCGAGUCCAUCUCCUCCACUUUCUGCUGCUCUCUGGACCCUCAGGCUGAAAAAGAGACAUCCUGUGAGAAAGCGGUGCGACCAGAAGCUGCAGUGACAGGGUAUCAGCAACCCAAUGAGGCAGCAUCGGGUCAUGCUAGUCAGUUCUACAUAGGUCUGCUGGACUCUAACAACAAGGAGCAAAGGCUGGAUGAGAAAGAGGACGCUCUAGCAGACCUUCAAGACGAUGCAACCUUGGAGCUGGUGUGGAAAAACAACGAGCGUCUAAAGGAAUAUGUGCUGGUCAGCUCUAAGGAGCUGGAGUAUGAGGAGGACCCCAGCUCUCUGAGUGAGACGGCCAGAGCGGGACACUUCACCCUGGAGCAGUGCCUGAAUCUCUUCACCAAGCCAGAGGUGCUGGCCCCAGAGGAGGCCUGGUACUGUCCAAAGUGCCAGCAGCACCGAGAGGCAUCCAAGCAGCUUCUGCUGUGGCGUCUGCCAAACGUCUUGAUCAUCCAGCUCAAACGUUUCUCCUUCAGAAGCUUCAUUUGGAGAGACAAGAUCAACGACAUGGUCGACUUUCCUGUCAGGAAUCUAGAUCUGAGCAAGUUCUGCAUUGGCCAGAAGGACGAGAUGCAACAGCCUCCCAUCUAUGACCUCUAUGCAGUCAUCAACCACUAUGGAGGAAUGAUAGGAGGCCACUAUACAGCUUAUGCUCGCCUGCCAAGUGACAAGAACAGUCAGCGCAGUGAUGUUGGGUGGCGUUUGUUCGACGACAGCACUGUGACGAUGGUGGAGGAGAGUCAGGUGGUGACGCGCUACGCCUACGUCCUGUUCUACCGGCGCAGGAAUUCCCCCGUGGAGAGGCCGCCACGCUUCCCCUCUCCUGUCGGAGCGGAGUCGCCCAGCGCCGCCGGAGCCGCUGCCAGCCAGGCCUCUCUAAUAUGGCGGGAAUUGGAGGAGGAAGACGAGGGGCUUGAUGAAGGGCCUCGCAGACUGUUCCGCUCUGCGCUGCGGAGUCGACAAGCACAGAGGAACAGAGCUGAGGAUGACCGAACAGCCGACUCUGUGCGCCGCCGCCGCAGGCAGAAGAUGUCGGACUAUCCUGACGAAGACUGCGUGCGAUAUUUUGUUUUGGGCACACUUGCUGCAGUGAUCGCUCUCUUUGUUAACUUGCUUUAUCCCUUGCUUUACAAAAUCAAAUGGACCUGAGCACGGCCCAGUUCUGCAUUUGCUGGGCCAGACAUGCAUUACAAGGAUCAGACUGUUCAAGUAAAAGGACUUGAAGCUAUAGAAUAAAAAUAAGGUUUUCAUUAUGCUCACUUCUCAAAUAAGAUAAAUGGCAACAAAAUAAGUUUGAGCUAGUAAAACAGCGCCUAGCUCUCCAAAGCACAGCGCCACCAAUCUUUAUAACUAAGCGCUUUGAGGCUCCAGCGGUGCUACAUGCCUUCUGAAAUGAUCCUAUUGGACUAUGCUAGAUGGGUCAGCGACCAAUGGGAAGUAAAGUCUUACAGUUCAGGCCGUGGGACCUCUUUGCUCCAUCGCCCUGUUGUUUAGACCUGAGGUCAGCAGAUCUUUUUCUUUCUGGGCUCCAGUGUUCGAUUGUUGCCUGGAACAGAAAGCUGUGCAACGUAAGAGUUGAUCCAUAAUGGCUGACUGGGAAACAGUAGUUGGACAACACCGGAGGACUGGGACGGUGUUGGUCUUUGUUUGGUCAGGGACAUCAGCUCCAUCAAUCUAAGGACUGGGACUAAGGAAGCUAGUCCCAAGCUGCUGCUGAAGGAAAACCUUGUUAUGCACAAUGCUCCUGCAGUAAAACUACAAGCUGUCAGUGAGGGCAGUUAAACAGUGAUGCAUGUAUGAAAAUAUUUAUCAUAAAUCAUAGGCAGCCUUGUUUUUGUGUAACUCAUACAGUGGAUUUGGUUUAAAA